Messenger RNA from Jatropha curcas, 722 nucleotides. It is a transcript of the gene LEA-5, whose product is annotated as indole-3-acetic acid-induced protein ARG2. Lineage: Eukaryota; Viridiplantae; Streptophyta; Magnoliopsida; Malpighiales; Euphorbiaceae. Gene Ontology annotation, cellular component: mitochondrion. Gene Ontology annotation, biological process: response to stress. The record is from RefSeq and is a predicted model, not a curated record.
AACAUAAACCAUAAGAAGCUUUCCUAGAGGAAGAAAGAGCCUACACAUUCUGAAAGCGGAGCAGAGGUUUCCUUAGCUGCUGUGGAAAGGUUUUCUUAGAGAAGAAGAAAAAGUUUCUCAGCAGCUUGAAAAUUUCUCAAAAAACUGUAAAAACCUCUCUCAGUUUUUCUAUUUCAAUCGCAAUGGCUCGCUCUUUCUCAAACGCAAAGGUUCUUUCUGCUUUGAUCACCAAAGCAAUCAACAGCCGAGGAUUUUCAGCUGCUGCGCCACAAGCCGGAGCUGCUGCAAGAAGUGGCGUUGUGGUCAAGAAAACGAGAGAGGAGAUGGCUCGAUCCACCGAGAAGACCUCUUGGGUUCCAGAUCCCCGUACCGGAUGCUACAGACCGGAGAACGUCGCAGAGGAGAUUGAUGCGGCCGAAUUAAGAGCUAUGCUUCUGAAGAAAAACUGAAUUUGACUGCCAAUAGAUUUUUCCUAUCAAUGAAGGAUGGAAGCGAGGUAGUCUUCAAUUCGACUGCCAAGAAUCGGCCAUGCAGGCCUUGAGUUUCUUGUGCUUUACUAGCUGAAUAGCUGUGGGCUGUGGUGGCUGCUCUGUCCUCUCUGUUUUUAGGGACAAUAAGAAGAAUGUUUACGUAGUAAUUUUCCUUUCUAUAUAAAUGGAAAUAAUUUAUGAAUUCAUGUUUUCUAUAUUCUAAAUUUUAAAUUCGAAUAUGUUAAGAUGGAA